AUGACGAUGUCACAGCCAGGUUCGGCGGAGAAGACCAUUCGCAAAAUUGAUAUUGCCCAGGUUAGUAUUUCCCUGAGAGAUCCCUUGACAACCUCCAUCAUGGGCAAACUUCCCACCCUCCCCCAUAGGGUGCACAUGUCAACGCAAGAACCAAAAGAGACUUCCAAGACUGCAGAUAUCCUGCCAAGGACCUCCUGUGAAAAAACCCGGCUGACCAAGAAUCUACUCAUUCAGGUGUCCCUGAGUUUGCAGGAUCGGUUGGGUCUAGCAAAACUCAAGUACCAACAUGGCCGCCUUCAUGGUCUGAACUCCAUCUCUCCCUUGGACAGUGACAAACCCUCCGAUUCCUCCUCCGACUUCUCACGCAGCCGUUGCGAGACUCCCUUUACCUCCCCUCCCCUCCAAGCCGCCACCUACUCCAAGGAGCUUCCUCGGUCGGCUCGCAACAAGCAUGCGGUGACUUUCAAUUCCAGGGUUAUGCAGCCCAUGCUGUCUGCCAGCCGCAAGCGAUUGCGAUCCGAUUCAGGCACAGAACGACCAGCAAAGGUCCCCCGAGUCUCUUGGAAGAGAUCCUACCAGCUUCCCGAAUCCUCCCCAGGUCUCAACCGACACCUCACAUCCCGACAGACCCAUGUGCCCUUCAUGUCCGAGGCUCCCAUUCACGAGCUGUCAUCUCCAGUCUACCAUGGCCCAUCUGACGAGGAGAACGACCCCGAUCUCCCCUUGCAUAGCUUUCACAAUGUGAGCUCUAUGGUAGGCUCCUCUCCUCCGCGAACCCCGCCUCCCAAGCAUACCCGCCUGUCACGCAGUGAUCGGACAGCACAGCAUGAGGAUGGUGCCGAUCUACUGCUUUACCUCGCAAACUCUCCAACACCAGCUCGUGUCGCAGGGGGAUCGCAAAACCAAACCUUCCCGCCUUCGACUCCUCCCAGCCAACACGCUGCCCUGCCGUCGUUGACCCCGGGCCUCGGAACUCCUGGUCAACAAUUCAACUUCGCCGAUUUCGUGAAUGUGACACCAAGUCCAGCCCAGCCAGCAUGGGGUGGCCGUACACCUGGCAACCCUGGUCGAACUCCCUUGUCUACCAAAGAUGCUCGCAAACGACUGAAUUUCGAUGCUCUCGUGCCUCCCAGCACCUCAAGCCCCAGAAUCCCCAAAGAUGCCGGCCUUGCCUUGCAACUAGGUGGUGAGUUGCGGCCUUGA
Penicillium waksmanii is the source of this 1203-nucleotide messenger RNA. RefSeq lists its product as uncharacterized. The transcript has a single exon. The record is from RefSeq and is a predicted model, not a curated record. Bases 1 to 1203 code for a protein of 400 amino acids. Lineage: Eukaryota; Fungi; Ascomycota; Eurotiomycetes; Eurotiales; Aspergillaceae.